Penicillium waksmanii is the source of this 732-nucleotide messenger RNA. RefSeq lists its product as uncharacterized. The transcript has 3 exons. NCBI's taxonomy places the organism in Eukaryota, Fungi, Ascomycota, Eurotiomycetes, Eurotiales, Aspergillaceae. The record is from RefSeq and is a predicted model, not a curated record. The coding region runs from base 1 to 732 and encodes 243 amino acids.
AUGACUUGUGUGGAAGCCAUUGCCCGUGGCCUCAAUAAGCGCAGCGGGUCUAAGCCUGUCCCCGAUAUUCUGGCCGGCACCUUUGGCGAGGGCUCCAGCAAGAACUACAACGAUGUCGACAAUGCCGAAGAAGUCCGCGAUAUCAUCCGUAAGAAUGCAGGCAUGAGGGUUGUAGACAACCACCUGCUGAACAACGUGACCGGCCCUAAGACUGCCAUCAUCUUCCCACCUAUUAUCUACGGCGAGGGCCGAGGUGUCACCAAGCAGCGAAGUGUACAGAUACCCGAGCUUUCACGGGUCGCGAUUGAGACGCGGCAAGUCGUUCAGGUGGGCAAGGGAGAGAGCACAUGGAGCAACAUUCACAUUGCCGAUCUCAGUGAUUUGUUUGUCAAGCUGGUUGAGAAGGCCGUCCAGGGUUCGGAGGAGGCGUUGUGGAAUCAGAACGGACUUUAUUUUAUGGGAAACAGCAUGCUGUCCUUCGGCAAGAUCUCACAACUCGUCGCGGAGGCCACGCACGAUCUUGGCUUGACUGACACAGAGACUGUCAAGAGUCUCAGUGCUGACGAGGCGGACAAGUUGUGGGCGCCUGCCAGAAUAUUCUGGGGCACCAACGCACGCAUGGAAGGCCAACGAGCCUCGCGCCUGUUGGGAUGGUCUCCACAGAAACACUCAGUCGAGCAGGAGAUUCCGACAACCGUCAAGGUGGAGGCGACUCGACUAGGCAAGUUGUGA